Molecule: messenger RNA, 1708 nt
Organism: Pollicipes pollicipes
Lineage: Eukaryota; Metazoa; Arthropoda; Thecostraca; Pollicipedomorpha; Pollicipedidae
Product: spliceosome RNA helicase DDX39B-like
Molecular function (GO): RNA helicase activity; ATP binding; nucleic acid binding
Source: RefSeq, a predicted model, not a curated record
CGGAACGCUCCCCCGCCAUUUUGUGGACUCGCCGGUGCGUUGGUCGGUUGUGGGGCUGCUCUCCGUGUUUCGUCGUUUUAUCAUCCCACAAGGCAGCCAUGGCCGAGAAUGAGAAUGAGCUUCUGGACUAUGAGGAUGCCGAUGAGGAUGAGACCGCGGAGCCUACCAUCGGGGACACUGCUGUCACAGCCACCAAAAAGGAUGUGAAGGGCACCUACGUCUCCAUCCACAGCUCUGGCUUUCGGGACUUCUUGCUAAAGCCUGAGAUCCUGCGUGCCAUUGUGGAGUGUGGUUUUGAGCACCCUUCUGAAGUGCAGCACGAGUGCAUCCCGCAGGCGGUGCUCGGCAUGGACAUCCUAUGCCAGGCCAAGUCUGGCAUGGGCAAGACAGCUGUGUUUGUGCUGGCCUGCCUGCAGCAGCUGGAGAUGGUGGACGACCAGGUGUCCGUGCUGGUUAUGUGCCACACCCGAGAGCUCGCAUUCCAGAUCAGCAAGGAGUUCGAGCGCUUCUCAAAGUAUAUGUCCACCGUUAAGGUGGCCGUGUUCUUUGGAGGCAUGCCGAUCCAGAACGAUGAGCAGGUGCUGAAGAACAAGUGCCCGCACAUCGUGGUCGGCACGCCCGCCGGACUGCUGGCUCUGGUUCGCACUAAGAAGCUCAACCUGAAAAAUCUCAAACACUAUGUCUUGGACGAGUGUGACAAAAUGCUGGAGGAACUGGACAUGCGGAGGGACGUGCAAGAGAUCUUCCGGAACACGCCCCACGAGAAACAAGUGCUCAUGUUCUCAGCCACCCUCAGCAAGGAGAUCCGGCCUGUCUGCAAGAAAUUCAUGCAGGAUCCGAUGGAGGUGUACGUGGACGACGAGGCCAAGCUGACGCUGCACGGACUCCAGCAGCAUUACUGUAAGGUCAAGGAGAACGAGAAGAACCGCAAGCUGUUCGAGCUGCUGGACGUGCUCGAGUUCAACCAGGUGGUGAUUUUCGUCAAGUCGAUCCAGCGCUGCAUGGCGCUGGCCAAGCUGCUGAUCGAGCAGAACUUCCCGGCCAUCGCCAUCCACCGAUCGAUGUCGCAGGAGGAGCGGCUGGCCAAGUACCAGCAGUUCAAGGACUUCCAAAAGCGGAUCCUGGUGGCCACCAACCUGUUUGGGCGCGGCAUGGACAUCGAGCGCGUCAACAUCGUCUUCAACUACGACAUGCCUGAGGACUCGGACACGUACCUGCAUCGCGUGGCCCGCGCCGGCCGCUUCGGCACCAAGGGUCUGGCCAUCACGUUCAUCGCCGACGAGACCAACGCCAAGAUCCUGAACGAUGUGCAGGAUCGGUUCGACGUCAACAUCACGGAGCUGCCGGACGAGAUCGACCUCUCGACAUACAUCGAGGGCCGCUGAAGACAUCCGGGCUCAGGUCUGCGCGUGGAGCGCGCCCGUACCGGCUGGUCGGCGCGGGGCGGGAGCACGUGACUCUCCGGGCUCUGAUCCGGCCCCCGGCCCCCGGGGCGGAGAGGAGUCGGUCGCGGUGCAGGGGGCCGCUCAGUCGCCGUCCGCCGCCCGCCGUCGCCGUCGCCCCGCUUUACCAAAGUGACGAGAGCGACAGUGUUGCGGCGCCACCUACUGUACAAUGGAGUGAAGUGGAACUGGCUUUGUGUUGUGUUGCGGACAUUGAUCACCGUGUGGAGUCAUACACGAGGCAAAAUAGAUGGCCAUCAUGUGAU